CAAAUUUGUGACGGGUUCAUUGUUUGUUUUCAACGUAUACGAGGACGCUAUUAAAAAAACAUUCAACUUCACGCAAACUGAGGUUCAACUGCAGUCCUCCCUGCUGAACAUUGGACUUGGAUUUGGAUUUGUCCCCGGCAAGUUCUAUGACAACUUCGGACCCCAAUGGACGUCACUAGGGGGCGUGAUUGUGUCUGUGGUUGCCUACACUCUGCUUUGGAGUACAACAAAAUAUGUUACAUUCUACAAAACCAAGAGCUGGUUGAUGGCUAUCUACUUCUUCCUGUCAGGCCUGGGAUCUGUUUUUACGUAUAUGGUGGCGCUAAACACAAAUGUUAUCAAUUUUGACGAGAAACACAGAGGCAAAAUUGUUGGACUACUUAAUGCUUGCUUCGCCGGAAGUCCUUCUAUAUUCGCAGUAAUUUAUUAUCACGUGAUAGGAAAUCCGUCAAGCAGCGAAAGCUUCACUACAAUCAUGCUGCUGUUUGCCAUAGCGUUUGGUGUUACGGAUAUCAUAUGCAUGAUAUUCCUGAGAAUUUACCCCAAACCAUUGGAGCUUUCAGAACACCGUGAAAUGAAAACGAACAUUUCAGUCGAAGAUUCACAAUCCAAGACUUGUUGUGAUAAUAUGAAAAACAGAAGGAAUAAUGAGGGGACACCGCUCCGCGACCUUUUACGAAAUGUUGACUAUUAUAUCUUCACUUUGACGUUUACUUUCUCUUCUACUGUCGGGCUGGUCUAUGUGGUCACUCUGACACAAACAACCGACGCUAUGAACUUUUCGUCACACGACCCUGACGUGGUGCUAAUCGUUCCAAUCACGAAUGCCUUGAUCAGCGUUAGCAUAGGUAUAUUCUCCGACUACUUCAGGGAAAGGUUUCCUCGGCUAGCCAUCUUGAUCGCAGGGUGUGUAGUUUUCACGGUGUGUCAGCUUAUUAUAGUAUUGCUGGCAGACGGCUACGCUUGGAUUGUGCUUGCGACUGUAUUCUGUGGGAUAGGCAUUGGCUUGGUCUGGUCCAUAGCUCCUACCGUUAUGAGCGAGUACUUCAGUGUUGAAAACCUUGGACGGAACUGGGGUUUAGCUAUGUUCUUUGGGUCUUUGGUGGGCUUGGGAGCGCAGGAAAGUUUUGGUGCUUUUUACGAUGCUGCUAAGAAAGACCCUGGUGACUUAAACUGUUACGGGAUCGAGUGCAUUCGCAGAGGACAUGCAGUAGUGCUUGCGUCUGGCAUUGCAUCCAUUAUUCUUGGCGUAAUACUCUUAAUCAAACGGCGGAAUUUUAGGCCAAAUGGAUUCGAGAGGUUUUGAUACACUUCGGCAUGAAUCCUGAGAUUUCGAACCCUAAAUUCGAAGUUGGGUCGUAUUAAUUGAUCUCAUUGUGACAUGCUAAUCUAAAUGCCUCAUUAUUACACCGUGUCGGGUAUUAAAAAUAGGGAGUUCAGAAAUGUGCUUUAAUUUAUGGUGUGAUCUUUGCAUCAUCUUUUUAGUCAUCCUAGAUUGUUUUACUCGAUUAUUUUGAAGUUUCCAAGUUUGCAUUGAUAAUUUGCUCGCUGUAAUAAGCAUGGGGAAAUGAAUAGGCUACGCAUGACAAAACGACUGAGAAAACUAAUUUUAAAUACAUUAUUUCAUGAUACCACAAAUUUGCCAAUGAACGCAUUAUCAACAUGUCUUUAUAGGGAAAUUAUUGCUUAUUAUAAAGACAGGUUCCCCCUUUUACCAUUACGUUAAACAUUAAGUACACGUAUAGUUAUAAACACACUCCUUAUAUGAGACGAUUUUCUAUGUCUAGUAGAUUACCGUC
Molecule: messenger RNA, 1799 nt
Organism: Mizuhopecten yessoensis (Yesso scallop)
Lineage: Eukaryota; Metazoa; Mollusca; Bivalvia; Pectinida; Pectinidae
Product: probable transporter MCH1
Exons: 3
Coding region: 266-1306 (346 amino acids)
Biological process (GO): transmembrane transport
Cellular component (GO): membrane
Molecular function (GO): transmembrane transporter activity
Source: RefSeq, a predicted model, not a curated record